UGGGAAAGUUAUAGUCAAGAAAUAAAGGUUGAAAGAAAAAUGGGUUGGUUUUUCAUUUUCUUCUUCUUAUGGCUCACUUUUAACAGUAAUUCUGUUUCAGAAGCUAAGAAUCUUCCUUCUGCUGUUGUUGUUGGUACUGUUUACUGUGACACAUGUUUCCAACAAGAUUACUUCAAGAAUGCUCACUUCAUUUCAGGAGCAAUUGUUGCAAUAGAAUGCAAAGACGACGAAAAUUCAGCACCAAAAUUCCAUCAAGAAGUGAAAACAAAUCAACGUGGAGAGUUCAAAGUUCGUUUACCAUUCUCAGUGAGUAAACAUGUGAGAAGAAUCAAGAAAUGUUGGGUGAAGUUAUUAAGCAGUAGCGAACCCUAUUGUUCCGUAGCAUCCACGGCAACUUCAUCAUCUCUACGGCUCAAAUCAAGAAAGCAAGGACUUCAUAUUUUCUCAGCUGGUUUCUUUAGUUUCAAGCCACAAAAACAACCUAAUCUUUGUAAUCAAAAACCAAGAAUUCAAGACUCCAAGAAAAUUUCGUCGUUAAAUCAAGAUCCCGUUGCUAAUAGUAGUCCUGAUCUUAACCAACGGUUUUUCCCUCCGUUUCCUUUCCUUCCUCAGCUUCCGCCGCUACCUCAACUUCCUCCACUGCCGUCUCUUCCGACUCUACCGCCGUUUCCCACUUUUCCCGAGAAAAUCAGAGAGCAAGAAAAUUUCAAGAAGGUUCAAGAAUCUGCACAGCCAGACUUUUUCUUUCCGCCAAUUUUGCCACCGAAUCCUUUACAACCGCCGCCGUUUCUUCCGCCAAAUCCGCUUCAACCGCCUUCUUUAAUUCCUCCAUUGCUUCCUCCAAACCCUUUUCAGCCACCUCCGUCGUUGCCUCUGCCUCUGCCUCCUAACCCUCUUCAACCUCCUUCAUCUCCCAUAUUUCCAUUUCCGCCGAUUCCCGGCCUAACUCCGUCGCCUCCUCCGCCAAUCUUUCCUUUUCCUCCUCUACCUCCUCUCCCUCCAUUGCCGCGAAUUCCGGGAGUCCCGCCUGCAACGUCCGGUAGUUCUUUAUCGUCAACCUCAGUUAAACCUUCUCAUCCUUAAGUAAAACAUUAUAUAUAUCAAUGUAAAAUUUCCAAUAAUGGGUAGCCUGCAGAGUCGUGUUUGGUAAAUUAGGAAUUAUGUUUUAGUUUCUUGCUAAUAAGUAUGAAAAAAAAAACAAAUUUGUUGUACUUAGAAUAAAUUUUCUUGCUAACAAUCUUUUUUAUAUUUAUAUAUAGUUAUUGCAA
This is a messenger RNA of Mercurialis annua (annual mercury), 1268 nucleotides long. Its product is annotated as pollen-specific leucine-rich repeat extensin-like protein 1. The record is from RefSeq and is a predicted model, not a curated record. The transcript has 2 exons. The coding region runs from base 40 to 1083 and encodes 347 amino acids. Lineage: Eukaryota; Viridiplantae; Streptophyta; Magnoliopsida; Malpighiales; Euphorbiaceae.